Molecule: messenger RNA, 1878 nt
Organism: Daktulosphaira vitifoliae (grape phylloxera)
Lineage: Eukaryota; Metazoa; Arthropoda; Insecta; Hemiptera; Phylloxeridae
Product: putative sodium-coupled neutral amino acid transporter 11
Exons: 9
Coding region: 251-1669 (472 amino acids)
Biological process (GO): amino acid transmembrane transport
Molecular function (GO): amino acid transmembrane transporter activity
Source: RefSeq, a predicted model, not a curated record
GAACAAAUAUAAUCUACAGUCUAGUAUCCGAUGUGUUGUGGUGCCGUUGUGGUCGCUGAUUGAUCAUUUCUCAUCUCAGCGUUAGUCGUUUUGCGCCACCGUCGUACAAAUAUACAGUAGGCUACCUUCGACAGCUUUACACCUUGUGGUGUGAUUUUGAGUCAUAAUCGCUUUCGCGGUCCCGCCAACGGGUUGUACCGUGUUUUUACACAUAUGAAGCUAUCUAAAUUGGUUGACAACAGCUGGCACAAUGUGCUCGAUGAACACCAGCAGAGAGUGCCUGGUCAAACCGUCAAAAAAUGGUUUGGACGAAAGAAGUUACAUACUACAACGUGCUCAGACGAUGGAUCAAGGCGACAAUCUCAAAAACUGCCCAAAAUUUGCGAGUUUCAACUACAUCAAUUCAAUUAUUGGCAGCGGUGUAAUUGGUAUACCAUAUGCGUUUAAUCUAUCUGGUGUUGGUCUGGGAGUAAUUUUGCUGAUAAUUGUGGCGAUCAUCACAGAUUAUUCGUUGGUCCUCAUGUUAAGGAGCGCGCAUAUAAGUGGUUCUUUUUCUUAUCAAUCGCUCAUGAAAUGUGCUUUUGGCAAGUGUGGCUAUAUAGUUCUUUCGUUUCUUCAAUUCACCUAUCCUUUUAUAGCGAUGAUAAGUUAUAAUAUCAUAGUAGGCGAUACAGCGACUAAAGUGUUAGUACGUUUGUUUUCAUUACCUCUCGAUUCAAUUUUUGCCCAGAGAUACUUUGUUAUAGCAAUGGCUACAAUAUUUAUCACCACACCUUUGUGCAUGUUAAGAAACGUCGCAAGACUAGCUAAAGCGUCUAUUGUAUCUUUUAUUAUGGUGUUAAUCAUCUUUGGUACAAUUGUCAUCAAAUAUGAAUCUCUUUACGAAGUCAUGUCCAAAACUGCUAAUGUAGGUGACAUUAGUACAUGGGAUUUUGCGCGUCCGGGUGCUAUACAAGCGGUUGGAAUUAUGUCAUUCGGUUUUAUGUGUCACCAUAAUGUAUUUUUGUUGUAUGAUUCUAUUCAAGGAGCAUCUCAAAAUAUAUGGAACUGGGUAACUCAUUUCGCUGUUACCAUAUCUGUUUCAAUGAUGAUUGCUUUUGGACUUGUCGGUUACGCCACGUUUGGUGACUUGACACAAGGUGAUUUACUGGAAAACUAUUGUUGGAACGACGAUUUAAUUAACAUAUCUAGGUUGUUGUUUUCGUUGAUUACACUUUUAACGUUUCCGCUAGAAUGUAUGGUAACUAAAGCAGUGGUCGAUCAAACACUCAGAGGUGGUACAGAUCCUAUGCCUAUUCCUAUGACAAAGAAAAGACACGCUAUUAUUACUUUAUCAAUUCUAUUAAUCACUUACUUAGUGUCUAUAUCAACAAAUUGUCUUGGUAUAGCACUAGAAUUAAAUGGUGUUAUCGCUGCAAUUCCUCUUGCAUUUGUUUUGCCAGCAGCAAUAUACAUUAAAUUAUCAGAUGAACAUUGGACCAACAAAAUUCCUGCUUACUGUUUGGCAUUGUUUGGAGCAAUAUUAGCAGCUUCUGGUGUAACACUGGUGAUUUAUGAAAUAUUAUUUACCAACACAGACUCAUGUGAAAAUGCACAUAUAAUGGAAUACUGUAAAUUUAACACUUCAUACCGCCAAAUCGGUGAUUUCUUUGAGUUACCAUUGAACUGAGUUUUAGUAAUAUAUUAUUACCUAUAUAAUUAUAAUAAUUCAAAUAAUUAUAUAUUAAACUUUUUUUUUAACUUGUGAUUCCUUUUUUCUAUUGUAUGUAUAAAAAUAAAACAAUAGUUACAUUUUUAAAUAAAUUAUUACUUAUCUCUGUUACUUAUACAAUUUCGUUACUAAGUUAUUUGUUAAUAAACGAAAAUUAUAUAAAAUUG